This is a messenger RNA of Podarcis lilfordi (Lilford's wall lizard), 3411 nucleotides long. The record is from the annotation of a GenBank genome assembly. NCBI's taxonomy places the organism in Eukaryota, Metazoa, Chordata, Lepidosauria, Squamata, Lacertidae.
AUGACUGACCGAAUGCAGGAAUGCCAUUCCAGAGGCACGUGAUUUUGGCAACGUUCUCUUCCACGUCAGCCUAGGUCACAACGACCCAAAGAAAUUACAAUUAUGAAAUCUUCUUCUCCCUACCUGCCCUCUCUUGGCAAGCUUUGGGGCUCCAUUUAGUUUAAAAGCCGGCUUUGCCUGGCUUUGCCACCACAAUUCAUCCUGAGCCAUGAAGAUCCUUCACCUGGGCUUGGCAGUUCUCUCUUUGCUGCUCCUGGCUUCCCCAGGUAAGGGAUGGAGGGGAAGAAGACAGAGGGACACCUGCCAGCCUAUUAUGGGGUGGAAGAGGGAGAGAAGUACAGUUGCUAUUCUGUGCAAUUGCUGAUCUGUGGCCUUGCAAAGGAAGCUAACAUUUCUUGCUAGAGACAUUUCUUUAGUGGUAAAUUUUGCGUAAAAAUGUAUAUGUCAGACAAAAUCGCCUACCAAAGUGUGUCUAUUAGGGAAAAUAUGCACUGUGUUGCUGACUUUCCCCCAUUAUGCCCAUCAUUGCUAUGCAAUCUCCCCUAAUAUAACCUUUAUUUUCAUUCUGUUUUCAUGAAGUUACACUUUUUCAUGUGCAGUUGAGUAGACACAUUUUUUAAAAAAACAUUACUUGAAGGGAGAACUGCCUUUCAAAGGAUGGCUGUGCUUUGAUGUUCACAUGUUAACUUUAUUAAGGUGCAGUAAUACAUGGGAAAACUGCAUCGCAUGUAAAAGUGGUAAGGAAAAGCAAAAGUAGCCUCCUCUUUUCUCAGUUUGGUCAGAUUUUAUGGAAUUCUAUGCAAUUCUAUGGAAUACAUUUUAAAAAGUAAAAUUUUGAUUUGCCUCUUCCACAGGUCUUUCACUAAAAUUGGCAUAUGUCGUGUCUAAUUAGUGGGGAAAUGUUUCUUGAUGUAAUAUAGAGCCUUUUAUUCUGGGUAGUCCUUGGGGCUCUGAUGGCUUCAGUUCCAGGCUUUAGUUUCUCUAUAACCUAUAAGCCAUGUGUGCCUCACUUCUUGCUGUCGUGUUUCGUAGACUGACACCCUCCACUCAUGAGCAAAUAGCUGGAUAAGCAGAUUGACCAUUUCUUCUUGUGAAUGUAGCAAGGGUGGUAAACACCAGUGGCCAGUGGCAAGGGGUGGGGUGGGGGUAGGAGUUGGGAUCCCACAGCACCCAGAGCGUCACAGAGCCACUCCUGUUCAAAGGGCUGUGGAGUUGUUCCUCUCUUUCAUCCAGUUGUGAAUUAACUUCCUUCUCCCCACUUAUGUUUGUUUCUCUCUUUGCACAGGAUCUGCACAAGACGAUGAACCUAAUAAUGGUAGGCAAUGCCGUAAAGCCAAAGGAUUUUGUGGCUUUCUUUCUGCCUAUUGUGAAUUAACUUCCUUCUUCACACUUACGUUUGUUUCUCUCUUUGCACAGGAUCUGCACAAGACGAUGAACCUAACAAUUAUGACGAGUGUGGAAAUAGCAACGGUAUUUGCAUAGAUGGAGGUUGUCCAGAUAAUUCUCAAGAGAUUGGAAUGUGUGAUGAUUAUCUGUUCUGUUGCAGAAGGUAAUUUCUUCUUGCCAAAGGAGAAUUACACCUCCUGCCCCUCUCCCUUCAGCCUCUGGAUUGAUCAUUUUUUCAUUUCAUUUCAUUAUUUCAUUUCAUUUCAUUUUAAUGUUUGAUGCAUUACUGUAUUUUAUUAUUUUGUUGGAAGCCACCCAGAGUGCUGAGGAAGCCCAGCCAGAUGGGUGAGGUAUAAAUAAUAAAUUAUUGUUAUUACUAUUAUUAUUAUUAUUAUUAUUAUUAUUAUUAUUAUUAUUAUUUGGAGCCUCUGAUUUGGGUGGCUGCCACCCUAAAUUGACACCCCUUCUCAGACUGAGGCUAAGGGACCCACAGAACUAAGAAAUUAGUUUCAUUACGUACAACCUGGAAAACUUUAGGAUGGCUUGUCACAAUUAACUAUUGAUCAGUCUGCAUGUUUACAAUAAUCUGUCUGAUUCCAGUUUAACAUCCUUUAACGUAGCAUUCAUCCGCUGUUAAAAUCCAUUGGACUUUUCCAUCACAACCCUCUUAUAUCCAAUUUGUUAAUUACAUAUAUUACUUUCAUAGAUCAAUGAGUACCAGCUACCUGCUCCAUUAAUUACCCAAAGCAUUGUUUACCUAAAUAGUUAAUUGCUCCACAUACCAAAUGCAGAGUCCCCUAAGUUGAUCAUCCUUUGCCUGCAAGCUCGAUUGCUCCAUUGCAAAACAAGGACAAAAAAAUCUAUGGCAGAAUCAGCCAAGGGUGGCACAUCCCAUUUUGCCGCUUGAGGUGAAGUAAGAAUUGCUUCUUUGCCAUGCCACCAGCACGGCUCCUAAGCCCAUCUACCUGCUCCUCCUUCCAUGGCCUGAUCUGCCACUGACACACACCAUACCCUGUUGAUUGCAGGCACAGAAGCGGCACUACCAUUGUUGCCCAUUUUAAGCAAGUUGGUGCUGAGUUCUUUCACCACAGGCAGAACCAGCGGGGCAGGAGGGGCACCAAUGGGUUUAUUGUCUGAGGGGCUUCUGCCACCAGAAGCAGGGUCCUCACCUGCCUCAUGGCUGGUCCAGCUGUCUUUGGCCCCUUUGCCCUGUGAGCUUAUGCCAGUUCUCCUUUGCCAAAUCCCUAAACCACACCGUAUCUUACUGCUCCUGCUGCUAUGGCCUGCUCUGCCACUGCCACACAAUCUACCCUCAAUGGCAGAGAAGCAGCACAGCCAUCGUUGCAAAUUUUAAGCAAGUAGGUGCUGUGGUGCUUCACCACUGGAAGAGCCAGUGGGGCAGGAGGGGGAUCAAGGAGUGUGUGGUCUACAGGGCAUCUAUCACCUGAAACACGGUCCUCACCUGCCUCAUGGCUGGUCCAGCUCUGCAAUCAGCUGUGUAUUUCUGAUGUAAAGAAUUAGAAAGAAGAAAUUUUGUCCUGGGUCAUUGCAGAGAAAUUUGCAACUGGACUGAACGAACCUCAGGGUGCCAGUAUCUCCCGUGUUUCUCAAAACAUCGUCACAAAAUGGUGAGCAAGCUUCCUGUUUCCCCAGAACUCUUCCUCAGGGCCACAAAGACAAGAAAUCCCUGCCGUGCAUAACAUCCAGUCUGCAGGAGAAUAUUGGAGACCUUGAAAGCUUGCUCACUAUUCUGUGACAUAUUUAAUUGUACCUAGAAAAGAAAGUCCCUCAAGGGUAAGGAUGGGCAAGAGAUUGGAUUCAAUUCUCAUCGAAAGGUGAAUCUAUGUAAUUCAUAGUUUCUGGAAAUAAAAAAAUGAAACAGACCUAUCCCUACCCAAUGGCUUAUUAUCAUGAAAUCUUUCUUGUGGUCCAACAUGCCUUGCUUUGUAUUUUCGUGUCUCAAACAUGGUCACCUUGCUGUUGUCUUUUUGUUUCUGGUUUCUACAUUUUAGACGGGAGGAGUGA